AAAACAGUCUGAAUGAAGAGACAGAACAGAACAUAGCAGACGCCUCCCAGGAAUUCUGGUUCUUAACUUCUUACAUAGAAAAUUCUCAUAGGAGCAAGCACCCGAGAUUUUUCCGUCUGAAGGUUGCUGUUGUGAUGAGUUUCGUGUUGUUAUGUUCGAUUCUACUGGGGUUCUAACUUGAGAUUCCGGAGAUCGAAUUCCUCCGUGAAAUUUGUAACUGCGUGUCUCAUUUGGAGGUUUCGGGAAUGGAGAAAGCUCCAUCUCUGGUGUUUCUCUGCAUCCAAUCAAUCAAAACUCAGCUCCUCAGAGGCUGUGAUAAUCCAAUACCCGAUGUCUACGAGCUUCCGCCGCAUUUAUUUGGAGAUUUGAUUGCUCAAUUACCAGCAUUAGCCCUGCAGAAUCUGCAGACCGACAUGCCAUUCAAGAGCUGGGAUGACUAUGAACUCACUGAUGAUUGCUUGAAGAGUGGUAGAAAACGUGGAAGAAACGAGAAAUUCCAUAGAGCUUGGAAGAAGUUGUUUAAGCUACGCUGGCCCGAGCUCGUUGAUAGUGCGAAAUCUGGUGACUGGCAGCAAAUCUACUGGGAGAGACAUCUACAAAAUUGCCUCGAUGAAGCGGCUGAAGCAGCUCUCCGCCCGUUGUUCAGUGGUCGUAUAGGUUGUAUAAACAUAUCAGAUAAUAUACUCAGGUACAUUUGUCAUGAAGACCAUGCAAAUUUCCGAAAUUGUGAUUGCACUGAACUAUCCUUUCAUUUCAUGAAAUUCGGAUCUUACGCAAGAUGUCUAAGACUUCUGAAUGUGUUUUGUAAUACAGAAACUUGUGAACUGAUGAGGGCCUGUAAACUGCAAAGUUUGGUUAUCCGGUGGAUCAGAUCCGAGGAGCAUGUUGAGCCCUUGUGCAAGCUCUUGACCCAGAAUCUUGAAACAUUAAAUUCGCUAGAACUUAUUCACUGUAAGCUUUCUCCAAGUGUGAUGAAUGCAAUCUGCACAUCUCUUCUUGAAAAGGAUAUGCACACAAAUGGAAUGCAACAUUUUUCCAUCAAGACAUCGAGCCUUGAAAUGGAUCCUGUCUCAUUUCCUUCUGCUUUUAUUUCGUUUCUGAAAUCCGGAAGGUCCUUGCUUUCUUUAAAAUUCUGUGAUAGCCUCCUUGACGGGCAUUUUGCAAGAACGGUUUUCUCUGUCCUCCUUGAUUCCUCCUCAAACCUUUCUUCCCUCGACCUCUCGGAAAACAAUAUUUCAGGAUGGCUUUCAACUUUCAACUGGAGAUCUGCUGCUGAUUCUCUGUUAGCCGAGAGGUCUUUACGAUCACUACAUGUGCUCAGCUUGAGGGGAAAUGAUCUGAACAAAUCAGAUGCCGAGAAUCUUGCCCAUGCUCUCGUCCACAUGCCUAACUUGGAAACUCUUGAUCUAAGCGAUAAUCCCAUCGAAGAUGAUGGAAUCAGAAGCUUAAUAUCUUAUUUCACGAAUCAUCCGGAGUACCCUUUAGCCAAUUUGAACCUGGAGAAUUGUGAGCUAUCAUGUGACGGAGUAAUUGAUCUUCUUGACUCACUCUCGUUGUUGGAGAAACCGUUGAAGUCCCUCUCCAUUGCUGAUAAUGCUCUCGGCAGUGGAGUUGCAGAUGCUAUAGGAGAUUUCCUCGCAAGUCCCAUACAGUCUCUCAAUAUUUCAGGUAUGGGGCUUGGAUCUAUCGGGUUUCUUGAGCUACAGAGAAAGAUUGUGAAAGAGUUGAUGAUGCUUCUCAACAUCAAUAUAAGCAAAAACCGAGGAGGGCUCGAGGCUGCAAGAUUUCUGUCAAAGCUCAUACCUUUGGCUCCGAAACUCUUGUCAGCCGACACGUCUUACAAUCUCAUGCCCUCUGAAUCACUGUCUUUGCUAUGCACUUCCCUGAAAUCCACAAAAGGUGAUCUUGAAAGCAUUGACAUGACUGGGAACAGCUGUAGCUAUAGAACUGAUAAUGAUCAUCCUCUGUUUCAUGAGUUCCAACGCAAUGGGAAACCUAUCUUCGUUUUGCCCAAGUCCCCUGCUUCCAACGUUCCGUACGAUGAUGACCCUUAGGCCAUGGCGUUUCCAUGGCUCUUUACAGGUGAAUUCCAUCGGUAUGUUUGGUAUACACAUUGGUACGUUUCAUACGGUUAAACCGGCUGGUACGGUCGACUCGGUUAAAAAUUGACCGGUCCAGAUCCAGGUCAAUGGAUGGUCAAACAAAAAGAUCCGUAUGAGCUGUAACUCUGAUUUACUUUUGGUUUUCUAGUGUCGUGUUUAAUUUUUUUUUAAUAGAAAAGUAAUUAGCUUUUCUUCGAAAUCUGUGAAAUUGCAGGAUAUUAUAAUUUUUUUAUUUAGCAUGGCAAAACUGAAAAGGGUAAUCACUAAUCGCAUCAUGCCAUGUUUCUAA
Molecule: messenger RNA, 2391 nt
Organism: Tarenaya hassleriana
Lineage: Eukaryota; Viridiplantae; Streptophyta; Magnoliopsida; Brassicales; Cleomaceae
Product: protein NLRC3
Exons: 16
Coding region: 246-2054 (602 amino acids)
Molecular function (GO): protein binding
Source: RefSeq, a predicted model, not a curated record